AUGGUCGUCGCAACGAUAAAAUGUGUCGUCGUCGGUGACGGUGCUGUCGGAAAGACGUGUUUACUUAUAUCUUAUACUACGAAUAAAUUCCCUUCCGAAUAUGUUCCUACAGUCUUCGAUAACUAUGCCGUCACAGUUAUGAUCGGGGAUGAACCAUAUACACUCGGUCUAUUUGAUACCGCCGGACAAGAAGAUUAUGACAGACUUCGACCUCUUUCAUAUCCACAAACCGAUGUCUUCCUCGUUUGCUUUUCGGUAACCUCGCCCGCAUCAUUCGAGAACGUACGAGAGAAAUGGUUCCCAGAAGUUCACCAUCACUGCCCCGGCGUACCUUGUUUAAUCGUUGGCACACAGACCGAUUUGAGAGAUGAUCCCAGUGUCAAAGAAAAGCUUACAAAACAAAAGAUGAAGCCGGUCGAAAAGAGUGAUGGUGAGAGGAUGGCCAAGGACUUGGGGGCUGUUAAGUACGUUGAGUGUAGUGCUCUGACUCAAUACAAGUUGAAGGAUGUUUUCGACGAAGCGAUUGUUGCGGCAUUAGAACCUCCUGCGCCAAAGAAGAAACAACAUAAAUGUUUAAUUCUUUAA
Messenger RNA from Botrytis porri, 585 nucleotides. RefSeq lists its product as uncharacterized. NCBI's taxonomy places the organism in Eukaryota, Fungi, Ascomycota, Leotiomycetes, Helotiales, Sclerotiniaceae. Gene Ontology annotation, biological process: small GTPase-mediated signal transduction. Bases 1 to 585 code for a protein of 194 amino acids. The record is from RefSeq and is a predicted model, not a curated record. Gene Ontology annotation, molecular function: GTP binding; GTPase activity. The transcript is spliced from 4 exons.